GUCGACUUCUACUGCCUAAGCUUCGUCCAUGUCCUCUGCCAGUUCAUCUACAACAAGCCUUUCGCUCCAACCCACCCCGCCGGUCCCGCAUAACCUGGGCGGGGGCUCUUUCCUGAUUGCCUGGCAGCUCAAAGACAAACAAGUUCUCAUUGUUGGCGGAGGCGAAGUCGCGUCUCAGCGCAUCGAAUCCAUUCUCGCCGCAGAUGCAUUCAUCACAGUUCUCUCACCCGCCAAGGGCGUGCAUGUGCGGACUAGACAAUUCAUCGACGCGUAUCCUGCUCGCAUCACCUACUAUGACAGACGUUUCUCUGGGCCCGCCGAAAUACACAAGAUGGACAUGGUCCUCACCGCUCUGGACGACGUCAAUCGGUCUCGCGAUAUCUGUGAAAUGUGUCGUGAAGCCAAAGUUCCCGUCAAUGCUGCGGACAUCCCAGAUCUCUGCGACUUCUACUUUGGUGCUCAGAUCCGCGACGGGCCGCUUCAAAUCAUGAUCUCAACCAAUGGAAACGGGCCCCGGAUGGCUGCGCUCAUGAAGAAGAAGAUUGGAGAAGCCUUGUCGGGCAAGGAAGGCGAGGCAAUCGAGAAAGUUGGAAUACUCCGCGCGAGACUCAAAGAUCGUGCUCCUGGAGUGGGCGGUCUCCUAGGCCGCAAGCGCAUGAAAUGGAUGUCGGAAGUUUGCAACACCUGGGACAUUGAUGAUCUGACUGAGCUUGACGAUGCACUGAUCGCCCGACUGUUGGACCAAGGAUGGGACAAGAGCGUAGUCCCAACGUUGGCACAGUUGAAGGGAGUCCAUAAAUCUAAGGCAUGGUCUCUUGGAUCUAACCAAGAUUGGGCCAUGUUACUGCCACUCGUUGGAUCUUUUGCCCUAGGUGCCGUCUGUUCUUUCGCUCUAGUCCGCAGAAGAUAGAGGGACUAUUGGAGUGAUACAAACUACUGCGAGAGACGAUGUACAAAGAUUGUAUAAAUCACGCUACUGUCCGAUUGGCAUUCACGUAGCCGGUCCCAUAACAUGAAUACAGCAGAUGCGGACAUUCCUUGUCUAAUGGAUCGGCAGUCACAAUUUUGAAGGAG
Molecule: messenger RNA, 1074 nt
Organism: Mycena citricolor
Lineage: Eukaryota; Fungi; Basidiomycota; Agaricomycetes; Agaricales; Mycenaceae
Source: the annotation of a GenBank genome assembly